AUGCUAGAAGGCGGUGUGGGAUAUUCGUUUCAAAUGCCUAUAUGCGAUGAAUGUUGGUUGCAGGAAAUUUCAAAUGCAUGGAUUCGUCAAAAAGCAUUGGAACAAAAUCUCCCCGCACAUGUUGCUAAUUCUACAACUGGGAAAAUUUUCACUUUUGGUUCAUAUCGUUUAGGUGUCAAUUUCAGGGGUGCCGAUAUUGAUUCUUUACUGGUCGUCCCACGGUUUAUAACACGCGAGGAGUUUUUCAGUGAUUUUCAGACUGUAUUAGCGGAAAAUUCUAAUGUGGAAGACUUACACGCUGUUGUGGAUGCCUUUGUUCCUGUACUUAAAAUGAAAUUUAUGGGAGUUGAAAUCGACCUUUUAUUUGCUCAAAUUGAUCAAAUGUCUAUACCGGAAAACUUCAGUCUUUGUGAAAACACAGAGGUGCUCAUGAGGAAUAUGGAUGAAAGAGAUGUGCGCAGUAUUAAUGGUGUUCGUGUCACAGAGGACAUUCUCAAUCUUGUGUACAAUAAAAAUUCUUUUAAAGUAGCCCUAAAGGUUAUACGAAUCUGGGCUAAGCGUCGGAAUGUCUAUUCAAAUGCAUUGGGGUUCCUCGGUGGCGUGUCUUGGGCAAUUUUAGUUUCUCGAAUUUGCCAACUUUAUCCGUACGCUACGCCAUCCAUGAUUGUCUAUCUAUUUUUUACCAUAUUCAGUCAAUGGCCUUGGCCGAAACCUGUUAGGUUGCGGGAGUGUGAGUAUAUUGCAAGUUUGUGCUUACCUGUCUGGGAUCCGAGACUUAAUCCUUCUGAUCAAUAUCACUUGAUGCCUAUAUUGACUCCAAGUUACCCAUCCAAAAUUCAACGUACAAUGUACAGCGAAGUAAUCGCAUUAUUAUUGAAAGGGAAUUAAAACAAGGUAGGUUUCAUUGCAUUUUGUUUUUUGUAUCUUAAUUUGUAGAAGCCAAGUGUUUGGUUAUUUUUUAUUAUAGGCCAGAUUAAAUAACAAACCUUCCAAUACCCUUCAUGGUUAAAUGUAUUGUCUGUUACCUCAUCCUCUGUCUUGUGUGGAGUGGUUAUGAUUAGUUUGUCAGUGAAAGUUACCAAAAGCACUAUUCUUGUCAACAGUCCUUAAAAAUAACUCGCUUUAUACGAUUUCUGGUCGUAUCUAUUUAAGGUAAAUUGUUCAAAAAUUCAUCUAAAUCUCCAUAUUUUUCAAAUAUACUUUAAAGUGCUCUAGUCGUCUCAAUUAUGGGAGUUAUUUUAUCAUUUGGUCUCUCUACUCGAACACAACUGGUU
This is a messenger RNA of Schistosoma mattheei, 1274 nucleotides long. Lineage: Eukaryota; Metazoa; Platyhelminthes; Trematoda; Strigeidida; Schistosomatidae. The record is from the annotation of a GenBank genome assembly.